GCGCGGGAGCGGGAGCGGGAGCGGGAGGGGAACGGGUGACUUCCCCUCCGGCCACCUUGGCGUCACGCCGUGCGCGUGCCGGGCCGUGACGUCACAGCAGACCGGGCCGGGGCCCUGCAGGAAGGGGGCCGAGGCCUCCCCCUCUGCUCCCCGCGGACCGGGCCUGGGCGGGAGGGUGGCGGCCCGGGCUGGGCUCCGGGGCUCCGGAAGGGCGCGGGCCCGCCGGCCCAAGUCCAGAGGAGAGCAGCGAGGGCGGCCCACGGUCUGGCCGGCGUGACCUGGGCGGGACGAGCGACCACCGGGUUCGUGUAGGCCGGAGAGGAGGCGCCCGAGCGGGGGCGCGAUCGCGGUGGUCCAGGAGGGCAGGUCUCGGUCAGGCGGCGCCCGUCUUCUCGCCUGCGGCGUAUUUAUACCUCCCGCCUGCAUUUUCCGCGCCGUGCAUCUGAUGAAGUGGGUUUUAGCCCACGACGGCUUACGCCUCGUUCGUCUCGAGGGGCGUGUCUACGCUUGCCUCCGGCGCGAUCGAUCCAGCUGACAACUCGACCGCCAAGCGCUCUCCCGUCAAGCGAGACGCGCAGGCCGAGUCGAAAGGGGAGCAUCAGCAGUUGACCUACUGCAGCGAAGACGCCGCGACUAACACGGCUGUUACUCUGAAACCAGUCAUGAGAAGACCCUGGCUUACCACCUGAGAUGUCUGCUGGAUCCAACAAAGACUGUACCAGGGGAGAAGAUUGGGCCCAGACGAGGAAGGAAUCUAGUCUGUGAAAGAAGCUUAUUGACACAUCUUUGCGGCCAAGUACCCUGAGAUCAAGAAGCUGAUGGGUCCAGAUCCCCAGCUGAAGUGGGUAGUGACCCUGAUGGUGCUGACCCAGCUGGUGGCCUGCUACCUGGUGAAGGACCUGCCUUGGAAGUGGGUCUUCUUCUGGGCUUACGCCUUCGGGGGCUGCCUCAACCACUCCAUGACACUGGCCAUCCACGACAUCUCCCACAACGUGGCCUUCGGCAACAAGGAGGCCAAGUGGAACCGCCUCUUCGGCAUGUUCGCCAACCUGCCCAUCGGGGUCCCCUACGCCACCUCCUUCAAGAAGUACCAUGUCGACCACCACCGCUACCUGGCCGGGGACGGGCUCGACGUGGACAUCCCCACAGCCUUCGAGGGACGCUUCUUCCACUCGCCGCUCCGCAAGAUCCUCUGGCUCUUCCUGCAGCCCGUCUUCUACAUCCUGCGGCCCCUCUACGUCAACCCCAAGCCCAUCACCGGCCUGGAGGUGAUCAACGUCGCCGUGCAGCUGGCUUAUGACCUCUUGAUCUACUCCUUGUGGGGGCCCAAGCCCGUCUUCUACAUGAUCGCCGGCUCCACACUGGCCAUGGGGAUCCAUCCCAUCUCCGGACACUUCAUCGCCGAGCACUACAUGUAUCUCAAGGGCUACGACACCUUCUCCUACUACGGCCCCUUGAACUGGCUGACCUUCAACGUGGGUUAUCACAUGGAGCAUCACGAUUUCCCCAGCAUCCCGGGCAGCAAGCUGCCACUGGUGAAGAAGAUCGCUGCUGAGUACUACGACCAUCUGCCCUACCACACCUCCUGGGUCUGCGUCCUCUGGGACUUUGUCUUCUGCGAGUCGCUGGGGCCCUUUGCCCGCGUGAAGAGGAAGUACAAAGUGGCCAAGGCGGAGUGAAACAAGAGGGUUACCCAACAGAGCUCCCUGCUCUCCAGCCUCUCAGGGGACGGGGGGAGGUUUGACAUCAGGGGAGUUAUUUAUACCUGUUGCCUAAUACCAGACGUGUACACGCGUCAUUUAAGGGUCAAAUAUUGUCAAAGACUCCACUGACCGAGACAUGAGUCAUUAGGCAGCCUGAUCGGGCCAUGGGAGCACUCCUCCUGGCCGCUCGGCUGGUGUACAACUAAUCCAGACCACCCACGCCCCUCCCAGCAACCAACACGGGGUGCGGCCAAUGGUACUGGGACAUGGCUGAGAAGGGGGUGUAGCUAGGGCAUCUCCUGGGAUCACCAGCUGCUGCUAACAGACAGUGUAGAUUAGAGCAGCCUUCAGGCUAUUCUGUGCCAGGGACUAGCUUGGCAUCCCGAUGGCUUUCCUGCCACCUUCAUUCCCCCCACACCCCAGACUUCUUAUCAAAUGGUCCCCAGCCAAUCUGGAGCAUCAGCUGGUACGUGUACAUAGGUAUUACUAAGGGCCACUAAAGAUACCUCGAGUCUAGGCUGCAGCUUUACAGGCCUGAUUCCCCGCUCCCUCAAAGUGGUGUGAAUCUGGAGUGACCCCAUUGAAAUCAGUGGCAUUGAACAGGCAUAAAUCCAUGGGAGUCAGUGGGGCUGAUUCAUGCCUCCCUCACCCUGCUCUAGACCAGGAGCAACUGCCCUAGUACGGAUGUAAAUGAAACGAGAAUCGGGCCCCUUAUAAAAUUUGAACUGUAAUAAGUGAAUACCCAGAUCUGCAAGAAAGGACCAGGCAUACAUAAUGCAAAGAGACAGCCCUACUUAAUUAGUCAUGUUUCUUAUAUUAAAAGUAACUUGAGGAGAAGCUUCA
Messenger RNA from Chelonia mydas (Green sea turtle), 2546 nucleotides. Its product is annotated as sphingolipid delta(4)-desaturase/C4-monooxygenase DES2. Gene Ontology annotation, biological process: ceramide biosynthetic process; sphinganine metabolic process. The transcript is spliced from 4 exons. Bases 819 to 1679 code for a protein of 286 amino acids. Gene Ontology annotation, molecular function: sphingolipid delta-4 desaturase activity. Gene Ontology annotation, cellular component: membrane. Lineage: Eukaryota; Metazoa; Chordata; Testudines; Cheloniidae. The record is from RefSeq and is a predicted model, not a curated record.